Molecule: messenger RNA, 3280 nt
Organism: Bemisia tabaci
Lineage: Eukaryota; Metazoa; Arthropoda; Insecta; Hemiptera; Aleyrodidae
Gene: mtg
Product: mind the gap
Cellular component (GO): extracellular region
Molecular function (GO): chitin binding
Source: RefSeq, a predicted model, not a curated record
UCUUGGCAACGUUGGUUGGGGCAGGGGCCGGCGUCGUCGGCGUCGCGACGCGGCGAGCGCUGGCUGCACUUGCUCCUCAGUGGAUCACCAGUGGCCGAGCGCGUCAGUUCUUGCGGUGGUGCGUUUUUCUUCUCGCGUCCCAAGUUCGCGCGUGUUGUUGUUCAUGUGUGUCCCACCCUUGGAUUUUCAAUUAUGAGGUGGCACCUGGCGCUUUUCCUGCUUUUCGGUUUCAGUUUGGGGGAUGAGCUCGGUUUCCGGGAGUCAUUGUCGAAUUUGGAAGCCACCCGACGCCGAUCCGUAGACACAGGGCGCAGCGCCAAUCUCCUCGCAUUAUUUGACAAUAGCAAGAAAGAAGGUAAAGACGACGCGGCGGUGUCGAGCCGGUCGUUCAGUCCUAGGGUGCAGGGCUCGAAGCAAGGGUUCCGGAGUGCGGUGGCCGCUACGGGGGUGGCGACGGUGCCACCGUUCAAGCCGAUCGCGGGGGCCGGCGGCCCCGGGAACCUCUCGCGCCCGGCCCGGCUCAGCGGGGCCGGCGCCACCGGGCCCGGCACCGCCGCCGCCGCCGCCGUCCCGGUCCCGUCCUUCCACAAGCUCCCGCCGUCCAUCGCCCAGAUGCCCACCAUCCCAGCCGCAGCCGUCGCCGCCGUCCCGGCUCUCGCCAUCCCUGCCGUCCAGUCUGCCAACCGCAGAUACGCUAUCGUGGGCUCGGGGAGUCCGGUGAGCAACGACCUGGCCGCCCCGGUGAGUGGCGUGGGCGUAGGGGUGGUUUCGCCGUCGCUGAACCUGGUCAAACUGGGCGCCAUCGACCCGCAAACCCUCAUCAUGGGCCACACCAUUCAGAGCCUGGCCAAGGCCUCCAACAUCAGCGUCGAUUCUCUCAUCAUGGCCAUCCGGGCCCGACAGCAGCAGCAACAGCUCCUACAACAGCAGAUCCAGAUGACAUCGGUGACGCCAGCCCCAACGACGACGACAACGACAACGACGCAGAUGACGACGACGAUGGCGGCGAAAACGGCGGCGCCGAUCAGGGCCAAGUACGCCCUCUCGGGGGCGCACAAGGUGAUGAACGCCCCGAAGGAGUACUACCCGGUGAGCUACGACAAGAACUUCGACGACAACUUCACCGCCCGAGUCGAGCUCCCGGAGACCUCCUUCAGCUGCGGCGACCAGAAGCACUUCCCGGGCCUCUACGCCGACGAGGACCUCGGCUGCAUGGUAUUUCAUGUGUGCGCCUUCACGGACGAUGGGCUGGUCAUGAAGAGCUUCCUGUGUCCGGAGUCGACCCUGUUCGACCAGACGAUCUUGAAGUGUAACUGGUGGUUUUACGUCGAUUGCAAGGCGUCCAAGAAGCUCUACGACAGCAACAUCCCCGUCUCCAAGAGUUACCAGCUCAUGAAGGCCCUCGCUUUCUUCUCCUCCUACAACAAUAGCAAUAACAAAGAGCAGAGCCUUCCUUCCUGAGACCAUCUUUCUAGGGACUCAACUCUGAGUCUUUGAAAAUGCUAAAGGAGAGAAAGAAAUGAUGUAGUUUCAGUACACUGCCUUGCUAAGAAGAGAAAAGUACGCGCCAAAUGACUGUGGCCGAAAAUUGUGAAAAACUUUUCUUAGUACUCCCUUAGAUCUCCUUUGAGCGAAGUGACGGCAAAAAUGCGAAACCAUGUAUUUCCAUGUGCGACGGUGCAUAGUGGAUGAGGUCAUUCAGAGAGGGCAGACAAGAAAUUUUUAACUAAAACUGCAAAUGUUGAUGUCUAAUUUGACAAAGUUUGAAGUAUAAGAGCCUGCAAAGGAAAAUUUCACGAGGAAACAAAUGGAACCACUCUCAAAACCUCAAAGUUUUGUAUGAACGCAGUUAUGAGCUUUUAAAGUCUCCCAUUGACUCGAUCCACGGUCCCUCAGGAAAACUAGUCAUCGUAAUUUUUUGAAAACUUCCUGGAUUUUUCUUCCUCGUUAGCAGAAUAAUUUUUACAAGUUUUAAGAUAUAAUGUUGGCUUGUCUCUCCUCUUCAAAAUAAAAUAGGAGUGGAAGUUUUGAAACACCAUAAUGGAGAUACGUGGUUUCACACUGUGGCCAUCGAUAGGUUGUAAAAAGUUGCCUUUGUCCCUCUAAAACUCAUUAUGGACCCGACGCGACACCCUCGCAAUUGGACGUAUUUCUACGUCCUUCUUGCUCGCAUUCAUGCCACUCUUUCCUCUCCUUCGAAGGCAAUAAAACUUUGACAUUUCUUUGGGGGGUAUGAUAAAUCAUCAUAUGUAUUUAUUAUUAGAUAUUGAUCAAGAAAAAAUCCAGGCGCAAAUUUUGUGCAUUUACUAUACUCUCUUAUUUAGCAGGGCAGGGCGCAGUGGCGAUUUUUAAAAGUUGGCAACACUGAUUUUCCUCCAUUCAAAUGUUUGUAAAACAAUCGAUUUUUCAUGUGGCAGCCAGUGGUGUGGCGUGAAUUAUCGAUUAUCGAUAUUUCCCCAUUUAAAACUAUGGUAAAAAAUCGAUUGUUAAGGUGUUCGUUACGAAGAUCCUGUUUAUCGAACUUUUGUCCAUAAGUUCAAAUGACAGAUCAAUCGAUACAUCGCAAAGCACGCCACGCCACGCCACUGGUGGCAGUUUACAUCGCCGAAAAUCGAUAUUUUAAAUGGAUUUCAAUGGAGGAAAAAUAAUGCUGCCAACUUGUAAAAUCGCCACUGGCAGGGCGCGAUCAGUAUCAAGUGCUCAAACAGGUAUGCCGUAUCUCUACCGUAAGAUGCGUCGUUGCGUGAGAAAAAACAUCGCAUUUUACGAGAGCUGUUCUGCCGAGUCUUGAGUACUGACCACGAUCGCGGUAGAUAAAUUAUUACUCUUUUCAUUCGAUGAGGCUGCCGAUCAAAGCACAGAUGAAUCCAAUCCGAAAAUGGCUUUGAUGCGGUGACCAAAUCGUUUUUGUAAAUAUGUUAUCGAAAUUAGGUGAUCGAUUGAUCGAAAAACAUCAAUCGUCGCAUCGCCGAGGAAAGGAUAAUUCCUCCCAUGUAAAUAAAUCAAUGUAAUAUAGAAAAUAAUUUUGCGACGUCGCGUCGUGCGUCGGACAGUUGGCACCCUCAGAAGUGGAUCCAGCAGGUUGGCAACACUGUCAUUCCUCCAUUUAAAACUGUGUUUAAGAAUCGAUUCUUGUCGAAGCACCUGACCGUCUGGCCUCCCCAAGAAUCGAUACAUUUCCAUAGGUUUAAAUUGAAGGACAUAGCAUUGUUGCCGACUUACUGCAUCCGCCAAUGCUGCCGUGCUAAGGAAAAACGCCGUAUGAGCCUUUGGACGUUGC